CGUUGGAUGCUGAUCCUCAAAAAUUGAAUUUCAGUCUUUAUUUUUCCCUCAAUGUAAAUUUCUCCCUAAAACGUUUCAAUGCUAAACAUUUUUAAGGUUCAAUAUCAAAGUCACAAUUCUACGCGGGAAUUCAAUAUAAUCAUGGCCGACGUCCAAUGACGAUCUGCCAAGAUCUAUUAAUACCUUAGAAAAUAAAUUCGAGAUAACAAAAGAAGUGCAAGGCCUCGAUUACGUCUGCCUAAACACAUUGAAAUUAACCAGUAGACGCCAAAAGGAAUAUUUACCUGUAUCAUUAAGAACUGUGGUCAAACAAGAUCUGAUGCAAUGAAACUCAAAACAAAAAAUGUAACACGAAACCACAAGUAUGCUAAACGAUACCAAUACCAAAAUCAAUAAUAAUUUGAUCGUGCAUCGAUCGAAGUUUUAAAAUCACAAAAAUAUUUUGUAUCGUACAAAAUAUCUUGCUCCACUUUUUGGUGAAAUUCCGAACGAUUAACAAUCCUUGUGGUAUCUAAUCUAGAAAGGUGAAUAAACCGGUUUACGGGGAACAGGUUAUAUGGUUAGAGCGGGGCACCAUGAAAUCGUGCUACGGCACUGUAGUGCAUGGAGGAUAUGGGUGGUGGGGGAAGCGAUCUCCACGAUGCACCGUAAGACGCAGUAAGCGUUCCCAAUGUACGAUGUUAGAAAGUCCAAGCGCCGCUUACGUAUAUGUAGUACGUGCGAUUGUAUGUAGGCGUAUCGUUGGUAGGAAGUUAACGUUAACGGACUAUAGCCACGAGUAUUUAUUGUAUACCGCGCGUAUGCCGUACGAAGACUCGUCCACGUGACUGCGACGCGCGCCUUCCUUUGUUUACCUCGUUGGCGCGAGCAAACAAAGGAUUUUUUAAAUUCAUAAGAGCGUACAAGAACAAUUAAUCUGUUGUUGUUAUCGUCGUGUGUCUUAUACGAAGUGAUACAUCAUGUUUUACCAUGUCUUGUCACCUCUUUACAUCCGUACGUGCAAAUCUUGAAGGAGAAUAAUAGCAGCAGCCGCUCUCUCACGCGCAUGCGCAGUGGCACCGAACUACCUAGAUACGUUCCUGACCUAAGCGCAACUGUACUUGGCACAUCAGCAAUAGUGGUGGUGGUGCACAGCUGAUACCACGUGUGUUCAGAACGUCGAGGUCCAGUGAAGUCUAAUGAGUCGUAGAGUUUCGUUGGGGAGUUCAGUCGCUUCGAUUUGACGUCACUUCCGUUUACGAUUUAUCAAUAAUUCGCCUGAUACGGCAAGAUUUCGAAUGAAAAGGAAGAAAGGAAAUAAAAGGAUGCAUGCGCGAUAGCUCAAUUUCAAUUAAAAAAAUAUAGUGUAUACGGUGCAGUGUGUAUAUACAUAUAUCUACAUAUGUAUAUUAUAAAGUAUUUAAGUGCAGUGAAAAAAAUUUUAAAAAAAACUAACAUGUGUGCUCUCGCGACAAGACAGCUUAUUGCUCAUAUGUAAAAAUACAUAGGAUUGGCUGCGCUUUCAAAACAUUAACCAACGUGAUUUUAACACCUGUCACUUUUUCGCAACUCCGAAAUCGCAAUAUCCAACACAAUGUUUCGCAUCGAACCUUCUUUCGGUUUUCUAUGAUAAAAUCUUCGAUAUGGUAAAAUGGCUUUGUGGAAAACUGCUUAAGAAUUUUUUUAUGAAAUUAUCAAUAAAUCAUCAAUCUGCUUUAAUUCUGAGCAACAGCUCAUUAAGCGAUACAACAACAUAUGCACUAACGACAACAACAGUAUCCAUUUGGUACUGGACAGUACAAAAACAAUAUUUUGUAAGAGCCACAAAAAAUUUUGGAAUUCUAUAUCGAUGAGAAUAAAAAGAUUUAUAAUAAUCAUCAAUUGAUUUUUCUAAUAAUACAAAUGACCAUAAUCGCCAUGCGAAGGCAUCACAGAUAGACUCGGAGUAGGGUAACUUGUACUGAUAACAAAUUCUACUCAAUGUCUCGUUAGUGUAUACACAGAAUUCGAGUGAUCCGGCACGUUAAUUCGUUCUGGAGUCAUUGGAAGAGAAAGUUAAAUAGUGGACUGAAAAAUUGAAAAUAAAGAUACGAUAGAAAUUAGGUAAAAAGAUGAAAAAUGUGAUGUAAGAAAAAAAAAGUGAGUGGUACGAAAAAAAAAAAUACAAAAUUGUAUAAAAAUAAAGAUUGUGAUAAUUAGAACAAAAAUUCUUGAUUCACAAACUCUGAUGGUAAACAAAUUUUUUUUGUACCUCGCGUAAAACACCUCGACAAAAUGUAUUGAGAACAAGAAAAUAUUGUAUUAUUGUUUUUGUACGUGUGUUUGCUUGUGUCUGUGCGUUGUGAUCGAUAUGCAAUAUCACCAACGCUGAUUAUCACAGAAGUCACAGAAACUCCUGGUCCUUUUACCGGGAUAAAGUAUCGGGUUCACUUGCAAAGGAGAGCGACGAACUCGACCGGCAGUCGCGUCAUGGACUGGUACAGAAAAAUGCGUCGGAAAAGAAGCCCAACGUUCCUCAACGACGAUCUGGAAAGUUACGUCGAGAGACAAGCGAGAUGGCGAAGCAUAUACGUAAUUUACUUCACAAUGUUUCUCAUGUCUUUGGGAUUCAGUAUAAUUUUGACUGGUGUCUGGCCAUACUUGGACAAGCUCGAUCCAACGGCGGGAAAAGAAUUUAUGGGGUACGUGGUAGCCGCGAAUCCACUUGGUCAAAUGCUGUUCUCGCCGCUGGUCGGAUGGUGGGGAAACAAAAGAGGAUCAGUCAGGCUGCCACUUCUACUAACACUUGCACUUUUCACAGUGGCAUCUGCAGCUUAUAGUACAUUAGAAAUAAUUCCGGGAGACCGGAAGACAGUAAUGAUUACUGCGAGAUUUUUCGUUGGAGUCAGUUCUGCUAAUAUCGCUGUAGCCCGAUCGUACCUUUCGGCGGCGACAAGACUUUCAGAAAGAACACAAGCCGUCUCUAUGGUGUCCCUUGCGCAGGUAUUAGGAUUCGUUGUUGGUCCAGGAUUACAGGCUGCUGUUACACCAUUGGGCGACAAAGGUUACAAACUUCUUGGACUUCCGUUUAACAUGUACACCAUGGCGGGUUGGAUAAACGUUGUGAUGGGAUUGUUCAAUUUUGUACUUUUUCUACCAUGGAAUUUUAAGGAGCGAAAGAUAGCGGCACGAGAGGCAAUGCGCGAUCAGGGUAAAGCGACGGACCAAAAAAUAUUAUUGAUUUCAAUAAUUGAUGUAUAUUUCCCUACUGUCACAGAGGAGGAGACUUGGAAAUCCAUGAAACCUGAUUAUUUAGCAUCCUGGACAUUAAUUUGUGCCUUUUUUGUCCUAGUCUUCAAUUUUGUGCUACUUGAAACACUGGGUACAUCGUUGACCAUGGAUCAGUUUGCUUGGUCGAAAACUGAAGCCCUGUAUUACAUGGGACUUUUAAUGAGCGUCGGUGCCAUUGUUGCUUGCAUCACAUUCGUAAUGAUCGGUCCGCUUUGCAAAAAAUUUUCCGAAAGAAAAAUAAUGCUAUGGGGUGGCUUUUUCUUCAUGAUAAUUGGCCGUGUCAUCUGCAUCCCAUGGGGUCCGGACCCACCUGUCAUCGCCGAAUUGGGACCUUUUGGAAACUGGACCACUGAUGGCAACGGCACAGAAAUACUUGGUUGUCCCAGUACUCAGGAAUGGUGUCGACACACACCGCAGAUGACGGUCACGCAAUUUAUGAUCGGUUAUGGAUUUACGACCAUCGGCUAUCCACUGGGUGUCACAUUGAUACAGACAAUAUUUAGUAAAGUCCUUGGGCCCAGACCACAGGGCGUAUGGAUGGGUCUUAUGACAGGUGCUGGAUGUGCUUCGAGGGUGAUGGGUCCCGUUUUCGUGGGACUUAUUUAUACCAGAUAUGGGACUUACCAUACUUUUGGCAUCACUGGUGUGAUGCUGGUCCUGGCUAUGAUUUGGAUGCAGAUUGUUGACAAGAGAUUAGUCCCACCGAAAUUCGCAGAGGCUUCCACGAACAAGGCCCAAACAGCUGGGACCGAAAAGGGCGACGUUGAAAUUCCGUUGGUGCAUCGGACGCCUGAUGCAGGUGAAAAGGAAGUUGAAAUGCGGAAAUUGAACGGCAGCACCGCUCAUGACAAAGUUUGACAGAAAUUAUGAUCGAUGAGUCUGAAAGAAAAAAGUAUGAUUUUGUAUGAUUUUUUUUAAUUAUACCACUAUUGUAAUUCUGAUUACGCAAUGUACGAAUGAGUAUCGAUUUUUGCCUUACUACCCGAAUGGUUUAACUUCGUUACAAUAUAACAUGGGGUUAAACGAUGACUGUCGGUAGACGCGUUAUAAUCAAGUAAGGUCGGUUUAUUUAUAAUUAUUGAUUAUUGCUCAAAACUAAGGCACGUUAUUGUCAGACUAGAGAUACGUAUGGACGAACGCUCGGUUACGUAAUUAAUUGCCGUAAUACUUAGAAAAAUUUGACGUAUUAUUAAAAAUAUUAAAUAUAUUUUGUUUACUGCAAUUGUAUGCAAUAAAAAGAAAGAUCAAUUAAUGUAAUAUACAAUAAAA
Molecule: messenger RNA, 4518 nt
Organism: Cephus cinctus (wheat stem sawfly)
Lineage: Eukaryota; Metazoa; Arthropoda; Insecta; Hymenoptera; Cephidae
Gene: Cln7
Product: major facilitator superfamily domain-containing protein 8
Exons: 11
Coding region: 2449-4107 (552 amino acids)
Biological process (GO): transmembrane transport
Cellular component (GO): lysosomal membrane
Molecular function (GO): transmembrane transporter activity
Source: RefSeq, a predicted model, not a curated record